AUGCCGAAAUUACCGAAUUUUUCUUUGGUAUAUAUUGCGAUUCCUGAUGCAUUUGGUAUCGCCGUUGUCAUAUUUGCUGUGCAUAUUUCAUUGGCAAAAAUGCUUGCUAAAAAGAAUAACUAUACGGUUGAUCCGGGUCAGGAAUUAUAUGCUAUUGGGUUCACUUCUGUUCUUUCUGGAUUCUUUCCCGUUUUUCCACCUUCAUGUGCACUUGGUAGAACGCUUGUUAACAUUGAAGCUGGAUCGAGGACUCAGGUGAAACUUUUUUUUUGA
Dracunculus medinensis (Guinea worm) is the source of this 273-nucleotide messenger RNA. The record is from the annotation of a GenBank genome assembly. NCBI's taxonomy places the organism in Eukaryota, Metazoa, Nematoda, Chromadorea, Rhabditida, Dracunculidae.